CAGCGCAAAUGGGGUCAGCGUGAUGACCCGUGUUGAUGUGUGACCGCCGACCCUACCCGGUUUGUGCGAGCCCGAUGAAGCCGGCUGUGAUCUUCCUCCUGGUUAGCAAAUGUGGGACACAACAUGUGCAUUCAAGAGCCCGGAGACUCAGUACUCAGCGCUCAGCGCUCAAUGAUCCGCCCGAGCCCGAAGCUCGAGAGAUGAAUAUCCUUCUGCAAAAGAUCACGUCUGGUUCUGCUUCUCUGUGGUGCCACGUGCAUUCGCAAGGCUACUCACUCACUGCCUUUUCUUCGCAAGCUCUAUCACUGAGGUUCAGUAAAGCAGCUCCUACACACGACUGAACGUCAAGAACUCCCAAUAAGCACUUUGAUGCCCUUAAAUAUCACAUCUAAUCUUAUCCUUGGACAUUCAUUGCACAGCUUCUGCCUGUCAUCAUUUCUUAGCCGCACAGUAGUUGCAGGACCAACCCGCGUGUCGUUGAGAAGCCUAUUAGCUUUUCAGUGCAAGACUUCCGCCAACUCAACAUCCAUUCGCCGAUGGUCGUGCUUCGGACCUACCUUUCGACGACUACCUGGCGCACUCGUUUCUUCAUCUUGCUUGUUCCAUCUAUCACAUUUCUUCUGUACUUCUUCAACUUCCGGAGUCGUGACGGCCCUUCCGACCUCGAGUUUGUCGACCAUGCGCCAGCGGACACUACCGUGACAACUCUACCCAACAUCCUGCUCGUCUCUGCUUUCUUUCCGGCCUCCAGUUCCAAACAUACCAUGCGCGAAUACGAAAUUAAACUGACGUCGUUCCUCUCUCGAGUUUCCACUGAUGUGUACUUCUACGUGGGGCCUGAGAUGGAGCCUCUCAUCCGCAGGUGCCGAAGCAACUUGACGAUCACUAUCGACACCAGCUACACAUCCCCAUUUGAUACCCCGCCACUUACGGGUCUACAGGAUCGUUAUAAAGAGAUGCGCGCUCUGGAGCGCGGAGGCUCCCGUCACUCACCAGACCUGUAUGCCCGGCGCAACGCGAAACCGUUCUUAUUGGAUGCGGCUAUGCAGAAAAUGGCUGCGACGGGCAAGCAAUAUGACUAUGCAUUCUGGACCGACGCGGACAGUUUCCGUUCCAGUCACCGUUACUCUUCCUGGCCAGAUCCCAAACGGGUCAAUGAGAUCUGGACGGAAGGCGCACAAUUGACACACCAGCGGCCGGAAGACCUGCUCUUCUUUCCGCUUGCCGGAGUUCCACACUCGAGCAUGCGAUUUUGGAUGCAGGAUCACGGGCCUGUGGACAGCACAUUCAGUGAAGGAUCCUUCUUUGGAGGCUCUGCAAAGACCAUCGCGUGGUGGAAACGGACAUAUUAUGCCUACCACGACCAUUAUCUGUCGCUCGGGAUGUUUGUCGGGAGCGAUCAGACCCUGGCGAAUGCUCUCCUCUUAUUAUUCCCUGAACGAGUCGUGGGUGUCUGGGCUGGCGAUCCCAACGCUGCUGGCUACAAGGAGGGACGAGGUCUGGGGGCAUGUGGAGAUGAGUGGUACUACUACCAGUUCUGGCUCUCGUCGACCCCGGAGAGAGCGGCCAUGCGUGCCGUUUUCAAGCCACACUGGUGGACAUUCAACCGGAACCGGGAAGCAUGUCACCUCGCCGAUGUCGCGGCCGUACCGGCUCUUCUACAAAGACAGUUCCGCAGCUGGAACCCGCCGAUGCAUACGAUAGAUGCAUGAGUCCACUACGUAACUUCACGAUUUUCGAGUAUAUGGCCUCCGGCAUCGAGAAUCACAUCCUCGACUUCUGGCCUCGCUGCAACCUGAGGAUAAAAAACACGAUCACAUGCUCAUGCGGUCGCACUGCGCGUCCAAACGAAUGAUGUAAUUCCAUAUGAUGUGAACUAGCUGAGUAAAUGACGACUCUCCCCCUCUCCCAUCCGAGGAUCGCAUGUUCAGUUUCAGCCAAUUGAGAGGCUGUGUGCGCAGCACGGCAGCUCCAUUGAAAUGUGCCGCCUCGCCUUUCCAGAGUGUUUAUUGCAUGCCAUCCACAAGCCAGAAGAAUUAAACGGGUAAGGCUUUCCCCAUCGACUCCAGGCAACGUUCAAGCUGAAUGUCAAUCAGAAAACGCCCCGAAACCAAUGGUCGCUCGUCCCACCCAACUCCCUGUUACGACUGGGAGACUCUUCAUCUUGCUUGGCCUCUCCGUCAUACUCCUCGUUUGUCUCUCAUCGUGGCCGACGGGCGUCCCAUCGUUGGUCUCCGAAGUCGCGAUACUGGACGGCGAGAAUGCAUCGAAUGCCAGCAGUGCGAGCCUGCCCAAUAUCCUCCUCGUCUCUGCGUUCUUCCCCUUAUCCAAAUCCAAGCAUACCAUGCGCGAAUACGAAGCCUGGUUGACCCAGUUUUUGUCGCGGGUGUCGACCGACGUCUACUUCUAUGCGGCCCCUGAGAUGGAGCCGUUCAUCCGCAAGUGUCGGGGCAACUUGUCGAUUGUCAUAGACACCACGUACGCCUCCCCCUUCGAUAUCCCACCAUUGGCGGGCCUGCGGGAUCGGUAUCGAGAAAUGCACGCCCUGGAUCGAGAGGCUUUUCGACAUUCACCCGAGCUGUAUGCCGUAUGGAAUGCCAAGCCGUUUUUCUUGGACACAGCUCUGCGCCACUCAGGCAAGCAAUAUUCGCAUGCAUUUUGGAACGACGCGGGCAGUUUCCGGUCAAACCACCGAUUCUCUUCCUGGCCAGAUCCCCGCAGAGUGGAAGAGAUCUGGGCGGAGAGCGCAAGUCUGACACGCGAGGCAGCAGAAGAUGUACUCUUUUUCCCGCUCACGGGGGCGCCGCAUCCGGACAUGCGGUCAUGGACGGAAGAUCAGGGACCUGUGGACAACGAGGUCAGCGAAGGAUCCUUCUUUGGAGGUUCUGCGCAGGCCAUAUCGUGGUGGAAACGCACGUACUACGCGUAUCACGACCACUAUCUGUCGCUGGGAUUGUUUGUGGGAAAAGACCAGACGUUGAUCAAUGCUUUGUUCUUCCUUUUCCCAGAGCGAAUCGUCGGUGUUUGGCAGGGAGACCAAGACUUUCCUGGGUACGACAAGAGUCAAGGCCUAGGGGCAUGCGGGAGCGAAUGGUACUAUUAUCAAUUCUGGCUCUCGUCUCCUGCAGAAAGAGCGGCCAUGCGCGCCAUCUUCAGGCCACAUUGGUGGUUGUUCGGUAGAGCCCACAACCCUUGCCAAGUUACCCGCCUCAUAACCAUGACCAUCACGGAAGACAAGCGACAGUCGGGACGCAAAACCAGAAAGCCACGUGAUCGUAUUUGGCACUGCCAUACAAAACUCACUCCCCAUUGCGCCAACGCGUCGCAACUGUCGAUGGCCACCUCAACCUCUGCCUCUGCUGGCAUCGGCGCGACAGGAACUAUCCGUGCUAUCACAAAUCCACUUCGAAGCACCGCACCAUCGCCCAUUCCCGCCGCCUCUCAACUAUAUGAACCUCUGGCCAAAGAAGUUCUUCGCCGACGUUUGUCGACCCAGAUCUUGCCCUACGCGUUAGUCGUGUCUAUCCUCUCGAAUCUCGUUUGGCUCGGGUGGUAUGGGCUCUUUGGAUUUGGGCCACUCUUAGGCGCGUCGCUCUUGGUGUGGACACUGGCGCUUGUCCCCAUCGUACUCUUGAGGAAAACCUAUCUCACUGUUUCACACACUGGCGCGCCCUCUCCCCUUGCGCUACUCCAAAAAUCUUUCUCUGUGCCUUUGAGGCCCAGGACAUUUGAUGCUUUGCGAACGCACACGUUGUCCGCAUUUGCUAUCCUUGCAGCUCACGUCAUCUUCGAUCCCAAAAUGCCGGUGUUUGUCAAGUCGCGUUCUGCUCGUCCUCACCCAGAGUACACUAGCAGUGCUAUAUGUGCUCCGGUCCCUUCUUCGGGAUGUCUGGGUAUUCCCUUUCAGAGUAUGGUCGGUAUCCACUUUCUAGACGAUUUGCUCACGCCAUCGCAGCGAUCCAGCACAGAGCACUCUCUCGGCAUCGUAAUCGCUCCUCUGGUGCUUUCUUUUGCCGCAUUGCCAUUAGCUUUGGUCGUUCUGUUUGUUCUGAUACCCAUCCUUCGCUAUCUUCCUCUCGUGUCUUUGCCUUUGCGUCUUGUGAGGCACCCCCAUGCGAGCAUUCUUCGAUACACGGGGCGUGCGUGGUUUCUGGGCAUCCAGACUGCAGCGCUCUGGGAAGGCACAAUUGCCAUCUGGGGUUGGGUUAUUCGUGAACCGAUACGAACGACGUCAGAUAUUCGAGCAUUAGUGUCUGGCCUCUCCAUCGCAUCUUCCUCCGCACCGUCUCUUUCUUCAGCGACGUCGUCUGCGUUCUCCACCGCUGCGCGCCUGUCGGCAUUCGCCUCAUCCCCCGUGCCAACGUCUUCCGGUCCACCACUAUUCCCGAGAGAGUCGACAAUAUACACCCAUCUUGCGUAUUCGGAACUAUUAGCACUGUCCUCGCCGGAUCAAGACGAUGGGAAGAAAGCUCGAGCGGAUAUAUUCGAUGUGGAUGGAAUGAUGUGGUCACGCCUGGUCCGGGAGGCCCUGCUCUGUGUAGGACGCGAGUAUCGCGUGCUAGUUGACAGAGGUACCACUCCGGCUGUCCCAUCGUCACCCAAUCCGUCGGUUGCCGCACCUCCCCCAAAAGCCAUCACUCCAGGUGCUCCAAACUUCGAAUCGCCCGUCAAAACCAUGCCCUUGCUCAAGCAGAACAUAUUUGCCAAGAACGCGCCGACAUCACCAGGUGCGCGACUCGGUGAUGCACUUGCAAGUGAGGCUGUGAUCGAGGGCUUGGUUGCACCAGUUGUCGAUAUCUUGCCCGUGCCAGAUAUCAGGCUACCUGAGUGGGGUCAGUACACUGCUGUCCCAGCGUGGGCACAAAGCGGCGUUGACACCGUGCGAAGAAUUACGGGGAAUGGAUUCGUGGGUGCGCUGCCCGACGCAUGGAAAGUGUCCCGAAAAGGCAAGGAAGUGCGGGGAUGGGUCCCUCGCUCGGAAGUUGUUGCAGAGGCAAUCAUAUUACUCACAGACCUAACUUGCGCGUCUCUCACUGAAGAUCGAUUUGGAACUGUCCAGCGGGACAUUCCGAAGAUUUUGGAAGCCUUCGUUCUUUUCCUGGGGGAAAUUGACGCAGUGAAGGCUGCUAUGCGAGCACACCAAGAGAUGGCAGAUCCGGCAGAUUUGGAAGAGGCAGCAGCCGCUUUCGGAGAUCUCGACGACGCUUUGAGGGAAGGUCUUGCACGCAUCGUCCGAACAUUCGGCACCAACCGUUUACGCGCUUUUCGAUUUGCACCUCGUGUGGCAACAAAGGUGCAAGAGUUUGCGGACUUCAGUACAUAGUAUGGCUGUAUUGGAAUCUCGAUGUUCGUUCAGCAGUCUGGCUUGUUGGAGAAACGAAGCACCAUAAAUCUUGAUACAACCGCUGCAGUCUGGAUACUGAUAGCCUACUUUCUCUUCCCUUUCGUGCGCUUCUUCGGAGCUGUAAUGCUCUCUGGAAGCCACUCAUUAGCGGAGUCUGUUUCUGAGUCUUUGGCAAUGGCAGCCGUAGAAGACUUGGUUUUCGAGGGACGGCUCGUUUCAGAUUUAGCGGGUAACGGAGCAACUGUCUCUCCACGCUCCUCAGCGUCCAUUCGAGCUGAUGCUGCAGCAAUCUCUUCUGGACUAACAUCCUCUCCUCGCUGUAUGCGCGCCAUGAUUUCGGGUGUGACG
Mycena citricolor is the source of this 5692-nucleotide messenger RNA. The record is from the annotation of a GenBank genome assembly. Lineage: Eukaryota; Fungi; Basidiomycota; Agaricomycetes; Agaricales; Mycenaceae.